CCACAAUCAAGAAAUCUUUAUGAAAUGUAUUUCUUAAUUUUUUUUUUCUCUGCUUUUCAAUGACUUCCUGUGGUGAAUAAAGGUACAGAAAGUGCUGCGUUAGAGGAAUAUAUUAUCAUUGGCUUUCAGGAUGGCGUUGACAUCGCUGUGUUUCGUGCUCUCCACUCUGAGCAUCACUCCGGACCGAUCCCAGUUCUUCCAGUACGACAGCAUCUCUCUGACCUGUGUGGCAAACUCCAGCGGCUGGACAGUAAAGAGGACAGUUUCCAGCAGUGCUGCUCAGGAAUGUCAGCACGGCUGGGCAAUCCCCGGCAAUUCCUCCUGCACCAUUGAGGACGCUUACCCAGAAGACUCCGGAGAGUAUUGGUGUGAAUCUCAGCAAGGAGAAUGCAGCGACAAAGUCAACAUCACUGUAACUGCCAAUAGUGUGAUCCUGGAGAGCCCACUGCAUCCUGUUGAAGAGGGAAAAAGCGUGACUCUUCGUUGUCUGUACAAGGAAAAAAAUGAUGAUAAAUCCACAUCAGAUUUCUGCGCUGAUUUCUACAAAGAUGAUGUUUUCAUUGGGUCAAAGAACCAAGGGAAGAUCACUCUUACAGCAAAAGAAGGUUUCUACAAGUGUCACCAUCCUUCUAGAGAAGCGUCGCCACAAAGCUGGUUGGCAGUGAGAGCUAAAGAUCAGCCGACAGAUGUUCCUCCUACUCCCCCUCCUGUCAUAUCUUGGCCCAGAAUAAUAUGUGGCACCGUGCUCUUCAUUCUCUACAACUUCAUCCUCAUCUUGUGUAUACACACAUACAGGAAAUGGGCUCAAGCUCGAGUCGAUGCAGAUGCUGAUCGUGUUGGAGAAAAGAGAAGACGAUGUGGAGGAAACAAGGAAAUCUAUGAAAAUUACUAGGAACCCUGUUUAUAAGCUGACCAGUAACGAAAAUGAGGUUAUCUAUCUGUUUAUCCCACCAUAAAUUCAUCCAUCUAUUGUCAUUUCUUUUAAAUCCAAUUCAAUUCAAUUUAUAUAGCACCCAUUCACAACACAUGUUGUCUCAAGGCACUUCACAAAAGUCAGGUACAUACAUUCCAAU
Messenger RNA from Girardinichthys multiradiatus, 1073 nucleotides. RefSeq lists its product as uncharacterized. The record is from RefSeq and is a predicted model, not a curated record. Gene Ontology annotation, molecular function: transmembrane signaling receptor activity. The transcript is spliced from 5 exons. NCBI's taxonomy places the organism in Eukaryota, Metazoa, Chordata, Actinopteri, Cyprinodontiformes, Goodeidae. The coding region runs from base 131 to 892 and encodes 253 amino acids. Gene Ontology annotation, biological process: cell surface receptor signaling pathway.